AGGUGAAUGAUGCCAGGGCGAACUAGUUCACCGGUUCGCUGGCUCGCGCGGCGAGUGUUUGUGUUUGUAUUGCCGUCGUCGUUGCAUUUUGUCUCCGUUAUUGUUUGAAAAGUACAGUGACUUUCGUGUUUCUUGUCGCACAGAAAAAUGUCAGAGCAAAUCUCCGCUCUAGAUGUAAGUACCCAAAGGACUGAGUCGCCUGAGAACCACAAGCGAAAAGACUACCUGCACUGGGAUGACUACUUUAUGGCCACCUCCUUGCUCUCCGCGAAACGAAGUAAGGAUCCCGUGACCCAAGUUGGUGCCUGCAUCGUGGACUCACAAAAUCGAAUUGUGGCCAUUGGCUACAAUGGAUUUCCCCGAAACUGCAGCGACGACAAGUUUCCGUGGUCAAAGGCUCAGAAGGGCACACAGGAAUUCGAUCCUCUGGAGGACAAGAAGAUGUACGUGGUGCAUGCGGAGGCUAACGCGAUCCUCAAUAGCAACGGAAUGAGAUUGACUGGAACGCGACUCUACACCACUCUCUUUCCCUGCAACGAAUGCGCCAAGCUCAUCAUACAGGUGGGCAUUGCCGAGGUUCUUUAUUUAUCCGACAAGUAUGCAGAGAAACCCACAUACCGGGCCUCCAAGCGGAUGCUGGAUGCAGUGGGAGUGGCCUACAAACGACAUCUUCCACAGCAAAAAAAGAUCAUCAUAGAUUUUGACAACCUUCUUGAUGAGGAUCCGAACGCAUCGCUGGAGCUUAACGGCCUUCACUUAUGAUAAACUAAAACCGUUUUUGACCAUACUUAAGAGCCCAAAUUUUUUAAGUCAAAUUGACGAUGUUAUUUAAAACACUUAGACAAAUUUUGAUAAAAAGGUGCAAAAUGAUUUAUAAAUUAUUCAUGUAUACCAAUUAUUAUUUAAAUCCAAAAUAAAGUGUCUAAAUAAAAUCAUAUAAUAAAUGA
Messenger RNA from Drosophila biarmipes, 947 nucleotides. RefSeq names its product probable deoxycytidylate deaminase. Gene Ontology annotation, biological process: dUMP biosynthetic process; dTMP biosynthetic process. The transcript has 3 exons. Gene Ontology annotation, cellular component: cytoplasm. Gene Ontology annotation, molecular function: zinc ion binding; dCMP deaminase activity. NCBI's taxonomy places the organism in Eukaryota, Metazoa, Arthropoda, Insecta, Diptera, Drosophilidae. Bases 148 to 762 code for a protein of 204 amino acids. The record is from RefSeq and is a predicted model, not a curated record.